UUAGACUCACUGCAUCUUUCAUCAUCACCCUUCGUGCUGUGGCUUUUAUAGAUGAGGUUGUCUGCUGUCUCUCAGUAUAACCGGCCAUCCAUCACCUGUGUUUGCUUCACUGGCCUUUAAAUCAAAACUUUGUCAUGAGCCGUCUGUGCAAGACAGAAAAAGAUUGGUUUGGUGAAGUUUAUCUUUACUUCAACUUGGACUGAACAUCACACAGACUUUCAUCUUUGAAUGACCUGGGGGGGGGAAAAAAGACAAAAUGAAAGCCUCAAAGCGUGUUAAAAGUGUUUUAAGUUGAGGAGCACACUCCUCACAUCUUCUUUCACCGGAGGGUUCACCCACCGGCCUGGCUUAAAGUAUAAAAAGAUCACUAAGUUUCUGUAAUUUAACAGAUGAAAAAAACACAUUUAUUGCAGGGUAUUUAAUUUGUUUAGGGGAUUAGAGAAGAGAGAUAUUAAUUAAGCCUAUGCUCAUGGAUGAUGAUGAAGAAGUAUAGAAAUAUAAAAGACGAGAGAAAGAGAGAAAUAUUUUGACAAUACACAGUUUCAGAGUAAAUUAAAAGGUGCAAAUAUAGCUCUCUUUAAAUAUAUGAAUUGCAGCUAUACAAGCUGUUUGCUGCACAUUUAUUGAUGUAAGAAAGACAAAAUACAAUCAUGUUAAAAAUGAUAAAUUAAUUAAAAUGUCUAUUCGAUUUAUUGAUGGCGAGGGGUUUUAAACUGUUAUGAGACACAUCAAGUUACAAACUAAUAAUCCAUUACAAUAAUUAAAGCAUUUUAAAAUUAGAUAAAGGGAAAACAUGUCUUUUAAUUAAAAUGUAGCCUCUAAUAAUACAUUGCUAUUAUUGCUUAUUGAUUAAUAAAGUGUGACACAACUCUAAAUUACAGAGACAGAGUUCAGGAGAGCAGUUGAACUUAUGCACCAUGUCCUGACCCAGAUCCCAUUCCUGGCACUAAUGACGCCCUAUAGGCAUGACGCCAGGCUCUCAUUAGGAACCAGGCCUCAAACCCCCAACUCCUCUUCGUUAAAUACCUGCAACCCUCAGCCUGUCCACACCGCGCCUGUAGCCGGCCUUCGAGGGGCCAGGCCCUAAGCUCAAGCAGGCCUGUUAGUGUUGUGAGGACCGCCUGCACAGGUGCUUAGUCCCCCGUGAUGGCCCCGUUUGCACCCCAGCCCUGGACCCUGCUAGCGCCUAUGGUGCUGCACUGGAACUAAUGAGUAGUGGCAGGUACAAUGAGAACAGAGCAGUGUGGGCCUCCCUGCAGUUAGGCUAGUGGCAACCCUUAGCUUAGGCAGACAACAAAUGUGCUCUCCUUAUGCACGUGUGCAUAAUGAUAUAUACUGUUCAGUGCACACAUGACUUUAUCUCGGAUAUUUCGAUUUCUUGCAAGCUGUCUCCUGUUUUGUAUACAUAUACAUCAAAUAUGAAAUCUGUCAAUUUGUUGUUUCUAAUCUGUUGAUGUUUUGCUGUUUUCAAAAAGUAUCACCUUUAUUCAUACAGAACUGUCUUGUGUAUUCACAGGUACCAUAAAUGCUCUUUUUCAUCUACCUUACCAAACUGAGGAAAAAACAAUGAAAUGAACCUUGGCACAAAAGAUAUCAAAUCUAAAAAUAUAUCUUAAAUUAUCAUCAUUUAAAUACAACCACACAAUCUUGAUAAAUAUAAAGACUCAACCAUGUCCAAGGACGAUGCUUGUAAAGUGACGUCUGCCAGCAAACACAAGGAGCGCAAGCCUAAGAAGCCUCACUAUAUUCCCCGGCCAUGGGGCAAACCCUACAACUACAAAUGCUUCCAGUGCCCCUUUACCUGCAUGGAGAAGUCCCACCUGUACAACCAUAUGAAGUACAGCCUGUGCAAGAACUCCCUUUCUCUGCUAAUAGAGUCAGACUGGCCGUAUAAAAAGGGCAACAUCCUGCACCCAGAACAGCUUCGACCCUUUCAGCAGGCACAUGGCCAUCAAGCUACCGGGAAAGAUGAACUCGAGCAGGUGACACGGACUGAGGAGGGACAAAGGCAACGAAGGGCCGUUGAGGAGGAAGGUGAAGACAGGGAAAGCCAGGGACCAAAAGAUGAAGAAGAGGGAGGACGAGGAGAGGGACCAGAUGUCACUGGGCUAACAAAAGAGAGCUCCAGUGACCGCAACAGAGGAGACGCUACCAGGAAAAUGAAACAGCCAGAUUCAGAGCUUCUGAUGGCUGACAUGCUCUCCCUGGAAGAUCAGCUUUUACGAGCACGCUCGGUAGAAGUAGAGGCCCAGCUGAAACACUACAAACUAUCUAAGACAUAUCUGACAGCUCCUAGUCUGCUGUCGGAGCAGUGGCGGCUGCUGGCGUCCAGCCACUCUAAGGCCAAAGCUGAAGGUGCUCAGCCCCGAGUGAGUAGUACAAUCCCCUGUUACCCUCCUCCGCCAAACCUGGUGGAUUACCAGGAUCCCACUGGACUCAACCUGUCAUUGCUCGGGGUGGGCUACCCCAUCAGCCCCAGCCUCUUCUCCUACAUGAACUCAGCUAUGCCCACUGCUGCCGCGGGUGUCACCGCCCAGACCCACGCGCAGCUUGCCCAGUUUCCCUUCCUUGCGUCGGCCGCUCAGCUGAUGCACCCAGCCUCCAGCACCCACACAGACAGAGCUCUUAUCCCCCCUCGCCUGUACUACCCCUUUCUGUGUGAGCAUACGUUCGGACCGGCCUCCAGUCAGAGUGAUGCCAGCAAAGCGCUCAAGACGUCCACAAACAGUCUAGAAGUGAAUCCUCUGUCUGGCUUCCAGCCUAAAGUCAAUCUGUGGAAAGUGCCUGCUUUGCGGCCAGGGACUGCCGCAGUCUCCCCUGCUGGCUGGGUGUCACCUCAGAGAGACUCCCCCGAACAGGGCUACAGGGUGGGGGAUAAAAUGCAGGCUAUAGCCAAGGAAGGCAAAGCAAGCUGGGGCCUCAAGAGGACAGGUGCCCCACUGGGGAACCAUGAGGCACCUGUGGAGAAGAAGCCGGCCAUGGGAGGAUUCAGUUUGGACCUUUUGAAGAAUAUUCAGACAUCAACUCUUAAUAUGGCAGCGGAAAAACUUCUCUUUCAUGGAAGCUUACAGGAUGCUCAGCUUCAGACCCGGCCCACGGAACUGUGGUACAACGACCCUCUCACCAGCCCCAACAGUGAAACCUCCUCUCUUUCUAACAACAGCCAUGACCCGACUGCUGCCCGAGCAAUGGGGGAGGGAACUUCAGAGUCAGUGGCUGCUCUCCUCAGUGACCUCUCCAAGGCCUUGCAUGAGUAUCAGGAGGCUGAGUGCAAAAUCUCCCACCUGGAGAAGGAAGACCUUCCCGCCCAGCGCCACCUCUGGGAACACCUGGGCAAAAUCCGCAGUGAGCUCUCCCACAUCCACCAGGCGCUGGAGCGGACGUCUCGCCAGUGCGACGGGCCUCUCGACCUGUCGCUUAAAAGGGACUCGACAGAUUUGCUUGGUGACCGCGGCAUGAGAGAGGACGGCAGCCUUAAAGACAACACAACAGAGACAGAGGAGGAGGACGAGGAACUGGAGGAGAAAAAGGAGGAAGAAGAGAAUGAGGGCGAGAGAAAUGCAAUGAAGGCUUCGUUGGAGAGUCGAAAGCAGUCGUUGGACAUGCUGAUCAAGAUGAGUCAGGCAUCGGUGGUGAACACAGAGGUUCUCUCUACCGGCGGUCUCGGCAUGAGGCCCAGUUCUGCUGAGGCCUCAUGGCCGAGCAGGACCACCAAGUGUGAGGCAGACUCCAGCGUCCUGCUUUGCGCAGACGGCCGAUCAGUGGUUUUCACCGACAUCCCUUCCUCCGCCAAAACCCCAAAGAGACCCCCGUCCAUGCAGCGACUAGAGGCCCAGUGUCCCCCGAGCCCUUUGACAGCUACCGACAAUUAAACUUCUACUCAUCUGACUGUAAUAUAACUGACUCCAUACAUUCGUUAUUACUGGCAUGCCAUGGAUUUGCACUGGCCGGAGGAGGACUGUCACUCUUACCCUCAGUUUAACUUCGCAACAACCUCAAACAUUUUGCACCUUUCAUAAGACAAACAGGGAAUGAAUGACAAAAAAAGUCUUACAAAUGCACUAUGUACCUUGAUUGUUACAAGAUUCUCCUAAAAAAAUAUUUUAAAAUGUAACAUCAGCACUUAACAGUAACUUCCAUAAGGAUAAUUUAAGUUAAGUCCAUUGAAAUCAUGUUGAGAGACAAACCUUUGAAUGGAUUUGUAAAUAUUGUAAUUAUAAUAAAUGUAAGUAAAACGUUUUGAAGGGUAAAUGGUUUUAUAUGGAUGAUGUCAUGUUGGACGGCAUCAUUUCACUUGACAAUAAAUUGCAUUAUACACACUGUAUUUCUCUGAAUAAACUGAGUAAAAAACAAGAGACUGUUUUAUGACCAAUAAAUGGGAACAAACAAAUUUUUUUUUUUUUGCUGUUCAGUCCUAUUAUGAAAAGCCAGGAGGCAAAAUGUCAUCAUCACUAUCAUUUAAAGUCUAAAUUGGAGACAAACAGACUCAUAGUGGCAGCACCACCUGACUCUCCUGUAUCUGUCCUGACACGUUCGGGUGGAUGUGCUAAAGGUGAAGCAGCUCCUUAAGCUAAAUUGCCAUCAGCGGGGUCACCUGUGCCUCUCCUCGUGGAUCAAGUAGCCCUCCUGCAAAGGUCAGGGCUCCACUUGGACUAUAUGGAGGACUACCUGUCGCCCCCAGGAUGGGCACUGAGUGCUGGGCCGCCCCACGUCCGCUGGCCCCUUCACCACAGUCACAGUCAAGACACAGCAGCAAAGGUCAGCUGCCUUGACCAGAAGAGCCCACAGUGGAUGCCCGGACUGGAUAUGUUCUAUAUAAACAAUUCGGUUAUUCAAGCAAAUAUAUGCAAAUAAUUUAAAUUU
This is a messenger RNA of Anarrhichthys ocellatus (wolf-eel), 4863 nucleotides long. RefSeq names its product proline rich 35 (gene prr35). The transcript has 2 exons. Lineage: Eukaryota; Metazoa; Chordata; Actinopteri; Perciformes; Anarhichadidae. The record is from RefSeq and is a predicted model, not a curated record. Bases 1671 to 3872 code for a protein of 733 amino acids.